AUGUUACCAGAGUUUUCAAUUCUUCUCAGUGGCUGUUCUGUUUGGCAUUCAGCUCUGAUAGCCAUCCACCGCUACCUUGUUGUAGUAAAGAAUAAUUUCUACCAAAGUAUGUCAAAAACAUUGUAUGUUGUAUUAGUCUUAUUUUUGACAAGAAUCAUUCCACUCUUAGCUGUAGUACCUUCCUUCUUUGCCCGAAUGUCGCAGUAUGUGCCAAAGUUAUUACGAUGUGUCAUUUCUUCUGCAUAUUCAGCAAGAACUCUUGCCUCAAUAUCAGUUAUAAUAAUUAUCCCGAGUAUAAUAGUUGUAGUAUGUUUUGCAACAAUAUUCAUAUAUGUUCGUAGAGUACAGAGGAACAUGCAUCUUGUGCAAACAUCUGUGCGGCGUGAAAUUCAAAUAACCAAAAUGUUCGGAGUUACUUUUUUAAUCUUUGUCAUAGGAUAUUUGAUAUAUGGUGUUGUGCGCGUAGUUGACAAAAAGAACAACUUAGACGCUGAUGUCUACGUCUUUGUUUCUGUCCUCCAUCACAUUGGAACCUGUCUUAACCCAGUUAUCUACGGCCUUAUGAAUCAGCAAAUACGGAACACCUGUCUCAAAACUGUUGGGAAAGAUAAACAAAACAAAACAAAAAAGAAAAUAAAGGACAAGAAGGCACAGAAUCAUCAUGGAAGACAAAGUUUAGAGACCAGAAGCUAUUUGCAGUGCAGUUCAGAGUCUGAUCCUAACCCCACCCCGAAGACUUCCCUGACAACUACAGGUAACCUGGCUGUGGCAAUAAAAGGUACCUAA
This is a messenger RNA of Lingula anatina, 786 nucleotides long. Its product is annotated as melatonin receptor type 1B-A-like. Lineage: Eukaryota; Metazoa; Brachiopoda; Lingulata; Lingulida; Lingulidae. Gene Ontology annotation, molecular function: G protein-coupled receptor activity. Gene Ontology annotation, biological process: G protein-coupled receptor signaling pathway. The record is from RefSeq and is a predicted model, not a curated record. Gene Ontology annotation, cellular component: membrane.